GGAGAGAUUAUUAAUAAAGAGGGGAUGCCAUGGAAGUCCCUCUGCAUGUACAGAGACCAAUCUGUUGUAGAACUGUCUUCUUCACUGAAGGAACCCAUUUCAAACCAUUUAUUGGUGUUUUCCCUCGUGGGAAGACCAAUCUCUACUCACAGUAUUCUUCAUGGCAAAAAGACUUCCCAGUGGCUGGGGUUUCGCGUCGAGUAACUGCAAGUGCAGAUUUUUCAAGAAGGCAGCAGCCUAGAAAAAAGAUGAAUUCAGGAGCUAAAGGCUCUGGUCCUAAGGGAUUUGUGCCCAAAACGCCGGUGGGGACAAGUACGCAGAAGCGGGAUCAAAGGAGUAGCGGAGAGACAGCAGGUUCGAGUACUUCCACAUCUAGCGAUUAUGGCGGCAGCGCUAAUAAAACAGUUGAAAUGAAUGUUGAUACUGAUAAAGAAAGGAUAGUUGGAGCUCAUCCGCUGAAGAAAGUUGAGGAAGAAAGAGAAGAUAAAAUUGAUCGGACACAUAAGGGGGGAUCAGAUAGAAACCCAAGGGCAGCUGAAAAAUUAAAUCAAGUGGCUGAAAAUAGAGUAGUUCGUACAAUUAAUGAUUUUACGGCAAAGUCACAAAAACUGAAAACAAUUGCGAAGAAUGUUGAGGAUUCGGUUGAUAGAACUGGUUCAGGAGGAACAACUGUGGAUAAUGCUAAGAGUGAAGUUGUAAGGCAAAAUGCAAACAUUGACAGUGACGAGUCGAAGAAAACAAUUGCAAGUGUAAAGAAUGAGAGUGUUGAUUUUCGACAAACUGAACGUAUUAUCAGUAGAGAGAAAGAGAAUGAUGAUUCUUCUUCUCUUAAAUUGAAGUUGGAGAUGGAAGAAAAUAUGCUUAAGCAGAAGCUAGAGAGGCUUGCUGAGGAGAAAUUCUCAAAAGGUAUUAAGAUGUUUCAUUAUCCCGAGGUAGUUAAACCGAAUCAAGAUAUAGAAGUGUUUCUUAAUAGGAGCCUCUCCACCCUCAAUAAUGAACCGGAUGUUAUGAUCAUGGGAGCCUUCAAUGACUGGAGGUGGAAAUCGUUUACUGAAAAGUUGAACAAGACUCAUUUCAAAGGGGAUUGGUGGUCUUGCCAACUUCAUGUUCCUAAAGAAGGAUACAAGAUAGAUUUUGUUUUCUUUAACGGUAAAGACGUUUAUGACAAUAAUGAGACGAAAGAUUUCUGUAUCACAGUGGAAGGUGGAUUGUCUGUGUUUGAAUUUGAAGAUUUCUUGCUUGAGGAGAAACGGAGGGAACUAGAGAAGCUUGCUAAGGAGCAAGGUGAAAGGGAAAGACAAGCAGAAGAACAAAGGAAAAUAGAGGCAGAGAAGGCAGCAAGCGAAGCUGAUAGAGCACAGGCGAGAGGAGAGGUACAAAAGAAAAGAGAAAUUUUGCAGGAGUUGACAAAAAAGGCUGUAAGGUUUGUGGAUAACGUGUGGCAUAUAGAGCCUAGUGAGUUCAAAGGUGGGGAUAUGGUCAGAUUGUAUUAUAACAAGAGUUCAGGUCCUCUUGCUCAUGCUAAGGAUUUAUGGAUUCACGGAGGGCAAGACAAUUGGAAUGAUGGGUUGUCUAUUGUUGCAAGGCUAGUCAGCUCUGACAGAGAGGACGGUGAUUGGUGGUAUGUUGACGUUCUUGUACCUGAGCGAGCCCAUGUCUUGGAUUGGGUUUUCGCCGAUGGUCCGCCUCAGCAAGCCGUUGUUUAUGAUAACAAUCAUUGUCAAGACUUUCAUGCUAUUGUCCCCAAAAGCAUUCCUGAAGAGUUGUUUUGGGUUGAUGAAGAAGAUAAGAUCUACAGGAAACUGCAGGAGGAAAGGAGGUUAAGGGAGGAGGCAAUACGUGCCAAGGCUGAGCGAACAGCACGAAUGAAAGCUGAAAUGAAAGAGAGGACAUUGAAAACGUUUCUGUUGUCUCAAAAGCAUAUAGUAUACACUGAGCCUCUGAACAUUCAAGCAGGAAAUAUGGUGACAGUUUUCUAUAAUCCUGCGAAUACAGUUCUGAAUGGAAAAUCUGAAAUUUGGUUCAGAUGCUCCUUUAAUCGGUGGACCCACCGCAUGGGCCCAUUGCCACCACAAAAGAUGUUGCCUGUAGAGAAUAGUUCGCAUGUCAAAGUCACGGUCAAGGUUCCAUUGGAUGCAUAUGUGAUGGACUUCGUGUUCUCUGAGAGGGAAGAUGGUGGAAUUUUCGAUAACAAUAGUGGUAUGGAUUACCACAUACCCGUGUCUGGAGGAGUUGUUCAGGAGUCACCAAUGCAUAUUGUGCAUAUUGCUGUUGAAAUGGCGCCUAUUGCAAAGGUUGGAGGCCUUGGUGAUGUUGUCACCAGCCUUUCACGUGCUGUUCAAGAUUUAAACCAUAAUGUCAACAUCAUCUUUCCAAAGUAUGAUUGUAUGAAUCUAAGCAAUGUGAAAGAUUUCCACUUUCAGAAAAGCUAUUCUUGGGGUGGGACUGAGAUUAAAGUCUGGUUUGGCAAGGUGGAGGGCCUUUCUGUCUAUUUUUUGGAGCCUCAAAAUGGAUUGUUUUGGACGGGUUGCAUUUAUGGUUGUAAAAAUGACGCAGAAAGAUUUGGCUUCUUUUGCCAUUCUGCUCUUGAAUUUCUUCUCCAAAGUGGAUUUCAUCCUGAUAUCAUUCAUUGCCAUGACUGGUCUAGUGCUCCAGUUGCGUGGUUGUUUAAGGAGCAUUAUAUGCACUAUGGUCUUAGUAGAGCUCGGGCUGUCUUCACAAUUCAUAACCUUGAGUUUGGGGCCCAAUUCAUCGGAAAAGCCAUUACAUAUGCAGACAAGGCUACAACUGUAUCCCACACCUACUCCAAGGAAGUUUCUGGAAACCCUGUCAUUGCUCCUCAUUUGUACAAGUUCCAUGGCAUAUUAAAUGGAAUUGACCAUGAUAUAUGGGACCCAUACAAUGACAGAUAUAUUCCAGUGUCUUACACUGCAGAUAAUGUUGUUGAAGGCAAAAGAGCUUCCAAGCAAGCCUUGCAACAAAGACUUGGUCUGAAAACGGCUGAUCUUCCUCUAGUUGGAAUUAUCACUCGUUUGACCCAUCAGAAAGGGAUCCACCUCAUCAAGCAUGCGAUUUGGCAAACGCUUGAUCGUAAUGGACAGGUUGUAUUGCUGGGUUCUGCUCCAGAUCCUCGCAUUCAGAAUGAUUUUGUUAAUUUGGCAAACCAUUUGCAUUCUUCACAUGGUGACCGUGCCCGCCUUUGUUUGACUUAUGACGAGCCUCUUUCCCAUUUGAUAUAUGCCGGUGCAGAUUUUAUCAUAGUCCCUUCAAUAUUUGAGCCAUGUGGAUUAACUCAACUGAUAGCAAUGAGAUACGGUUCAAUACCUGUUGUCCGCAAGACAGGAGGACUCCAUGAUACUGUAUUUGAUGUUGACCACGAUAAAGAGAGAGCAGAAGCACAAGGUCUUGAACCGAAUGGAUUCAGUUUUGACGGAGCUGAUGCUGCUGGUAUUGAGUACGCUCUUAACCGAGCAAUCUCUGCUUGGUACGAUAGUCGGGAUUGGUUUAACUCGUUAUGCAAGCGGGUGAUGGAGCAAGAUUGGUCCUGGAACCGGCCAGCUCUUGAUUACAUGGAGCUUUACCACUCGGCUCGCAAGUGAAAACAAGAAACGUAGGAACAGUUGUGUUGGAAAAGAAGCCGUAGUUAUGACAAACAAGCCGGCACGGCUAUUGGAACUCCAAACAGCUCCUUAGUUUGCUACUCUCAACUUGAUGUUUUUGCUGCAAUUGAAGAGACCAACACUGCUGGAAAUGGUGGUUUUGUGAAAUGGUUAAAGGGUAGUGAUUUGACUUGUGACCAGAUGGGCUUUUGGGGAGAAUAUGAACCAUAAGUGGAGAGAACUUUAUUACUGGCUUUCACAUCCCACUUAUCUGCACAAAGAUAAGGUAGAGCCACCAAGUGUGUGUGAAGUGUCCUUGUCUUAUCAAUUCAGGUCUAAUGAAUACAUAACAUCUUGGAUGGUUGGAAGAAGUGUUCAUUUUAGUUCA
This is a messenger RNA of Rhododendron vialii, 3987 nucleotides long. RefSeq names its product starch synthase 3, chloroplastic/amyloplastic. Gene Ontology annotation, molecular function: starch binding; alpha-1,4-glucan glucosyltransferase (UDP-glucose donor) activity. The record is from RefSeq and is a predicted model, not a curated record. Lineage: Eukaryota; Viridiplantae; Streptophyta; Magnoliopsida; Ericales; Ericaceae. Bases 30 to 3599 code for a protein of 1189 amino acids. The transcript is spliced from 18 exons.